Messenger RNA from Vigna angularis (adzuki bean), 2022 nucleotides. Its product is annotated as ras-related protein RABH1b-like. Lineage: Eukaryota; Viridiplantae; Streptophyta; Magnoliopsida; Fabales; Fabaceae. The record is from RefSeq and is a predicted model, not a curated record. The coding region runs from base 1282 to 1902 and encodes 206 amino acids. Gene Ontology annotation, molecular function: GTP binding; GTPase activity. The transcript has 6 exons.
UGAAAAUAUUAUUAUUAUAUUUAAAAAUAAUAAAAAGACACCCGCAACACAGUCAUUGGUCUUCGGUAUUAUGUUUUAAUUAGUGAUAAAAGUACAGUAAAAUAUAAUAGAAUGAGAUGGAUCGAUGGAAAUAUAAUAAUAAAAUAUAUAUUUUUUACUUUCAUAUACAUUUUAUUCUUAAUUUAAUAUUUUUUAAGAAGUAUAAAAUGUAUAAAUACAAAAUAGUGAUUUUUAUAUGCUAUAGAAGAUUUGUUCUAUAACACGCAUAUUAGUUAAGAUGAAGACAAAAUGAAUCGUUUUCGGGUCAUAUUUUUUUCCAUUUUAUUUUCAUUGUUAAUGUAAUAAAUUGAAUAAGUGGAUAACUUUUAUUUUGACUUCAUUCUUCUCCACUCCACACAACCUAUCACCAAUUCAAACGUAAAAUAGUAUUGAAGUAAUGAAAUUUUAUAAAGUUUUCAUGAAAGUUAUUUACAUAAAAAGCAUCUCAACAACUUAAAAGUUUUUUAUUUUUAUUUUUAAACUAAUAUUUUCGUUAAUUUUUCUUCUUUAAUAAUCAUUGAUUCAAAUCCUUUAUCUUUUAAUGAACAAAAGUUAGUUGUUAAUAUAAUUUUAACACAAAAUCAACCUUAUAUAAUAUUAUUAGAUUUUUUUUUUUCUGGCAAGCAGUGAUUAUUUUAUUAUUGGAGAUUUUGACCAGAUUGAAUCCAAACACAGUGUGACAAUUCAGUUUAACUGAAUUCAAUACUAUAUUUCUUUUUCGUGGAUUUUGUCUACAAUAAAUGCACUGAAGUUAGAACAUCUGAACUUAUAUAUACUACUUAGAAGUAGUACUAUCUAAAAAUGCUGGAUUAUCAAAAGUCUUAGAAUUUCAAGGUGCUAUAUAAUUUCUCUUGUCAUCAGUAACAAAUAGUAUACUAUUGAUAGUCUAUUUUUUACAGCAUUAAUCCAAACAAAAUUCGAUAUAUAUAGUUGUUUAACUUUUAUAGUACUAACUAUUUAAAGUAAUGUCUAAGUUGAUUUUUCAUCCGUAGAUGAUUCAUGUGAGAAUGCAUGUAAGUUAUUAUUAUUAUUAUUAUUAUUAUUAUUAUUAUUAUUAUUAUUAUUAUUAUUAUUAUUGUGAAGACAUAUAAAAAAUUGUGUGUAGUGCACCAAAAACGUUAGAUUUCUGUUUAAAUUACACUAACACAAAUAUGUUGAGCAUGGUUGAGAGAGAAAGGAGGAAAUCUGAAUGAGAAGAGACAUUCUGUUAAGGUGUGUUGGGUUGUGUGAGGGGCAGUGAAAAUGGCGCCAGUAUCAGCUCUUGCAAAGUACAAACUGGUGUUUUUGGGUGAUCAGUCUGUGGGAAAAACCAGUAUCAUCACACGUUUCAUGUACGACAAAUUUGACAACACUUAUCAGGCCACGAUUGGUAUUGAUUUUUUAUCAAAAACUAUGUAUCUUGAAGAUCGAACUGUUCGGCUGCAGCUGUGGGAUACAGCUGGUCAAGAAAGAUUUAGAAGUCUUAUUCCAAGCUACAUUAGGGACUCAUCUGUUGCUGUCAUUGCUUAUGAUGUUGCAAGCCGUCAGACUUUCCUAAACACAUCAAAGUGGAUUGAAGAGGUGCGCAGUGAGAGAGGCAAUGAUGUUAUUAUUGUACUUGUGGGGAACAAAACUGAUCUUGUGGAUAAGAGGCAAGUCUCUACAGAGGAAGGGGAAGCUAAGUCUCGUGAAUUAAAUGUGAUGUUUAUUGAAGCUAGUGCCAAAGCUGGCUUCAAUAUAAAGGCUCUCUUCAGAAAAAUUGCUGCUGCAUUGCCUGGAAUGGAAACACUAUCUUCCACAAAACAAGAUGACAUGGUUGACGUGAACCUGAGAUCUUCUGCUGGCCAUGACUCUCAACCUGAUUCAGGAGGAUGUGCUUGCUGAAUGUGCCUUAUCUUGAAUUUCUGUAACUUUUUUCUCUGUUCUACUUCUUUUGAAAUGUAAAGGUUCAUUUGUGUUUUAGGCUUUUUACUCCAUUUUAUAACAGAAACUACAGAUGGCUGA